CACAGCUCUAGUUGGCUUAGCCUAGUGUCUUGCCAAGUCAAGCAUUGAAAAUGGAAGCAUGGAGCAAUCUAGAGGGCAAAGUGGUGAUGGUAACGGGCGCAUCAUCUGGAUUCGGGAGAGAACUCUGUGUCGACUUGGCAAAGGCGGGUUGUCAAGUCAUUGCAGCAGCUCGGAGAACCAACAGACUUCAGUCUCUUUGUGAAGAAAUCAAUACUUCUCCUCAUGCUACUGAGCUCACCAAUGCUCCUAUAUCUGGUAGCAUAAGCUGCCGCGCUGAAGCUGUGGAGCUUGAUGUGGCAGGGGAUGAAGAGACUAUCAAGAUGGCUGUAGAAAAAGCAUGGAAAUGUUUUGGUCGCAUUGAUGCUUUGGUUAAUAAUGCUGGUAUAAGAGGUGGAGUAAAGUCUUCACUGGAGUUAAGUGAAGAAGAAUGGAACAAUGUGGUGAGAACAAACUUGACAGGAUCAUGGUUGGUGUCCAAGCACGUCGGAUUACGCAUGGUUGAAGCAGUUCAAGAGGGAUGCAUCAUUAACAUUUCCUCUACAGGUGGUUUGAAUAGAACCUUAUCAAAAGGACUCCUUGCUUAUGGCUCCUCCAAAACAGGACUAAAUUCCAUGACCAAGAUAAUGGCACUAGAACUGGGGAAGCAUAAUAUAAGAGUAAAUUCGAUAUGCCCUGAUAUUUUCAAAUCUGAAAUAACUGAGGGUCUGAUGAGAAAAGAGUGGAUGAAGAAUGUAGCAGAAAGAACAGUUCCCUUGAAAGCUUUCCUUACACCUGAUCCGGCACUGUCAUCGCUUGUUCGCUACUUGAUUCAUGACACCUCAAAGUAUGUUACUGGCAACAUUUUCAUUGUUGAUUCUGGAACUACUCUUCCAGGUCUUCCCAUAUUCUCGUCCCUGUAAACUUAAUUAUUGUAAAACAUUUGGUCUGUCUUGUUCGGGAGGUGAGUUCAAUGUAUGUUGAAGUAAGUUCAGAACUAUCAAUUUUCGAACUUUUUGUCCUCACAGGUUGAUCUGGUGCUCGUACUUCGAGUUGUGCUGGUAUAGUUCUCCUGAAAUUUGGUCAUUGAGGGACUUGGUCCUCUUUGCAGUUUGGCCCUAGUGACGAAAUUUGCAUAAAAGAUUGACAUUUUCUUUUUCUUUGUC
Molecule: messenger RNA, 1142 nt
Organism: Daucus carota subsp. sativus
Lineage: Eukaryota; Viridiplantae; Streptophyta; Magnoliopsida; Apiales; Apiaceae
Exons: 3
Coding region: 51-899 (282 amino acids)
Source: RefSeq, a predicted model, not a curated record